Meleagris gallopavo (turkey) is the source of this 8586-nucleotide messenger RNA. The record is from RefSeq and is a predicted model, not a curated record. NCBI's taxonomy places the organism in Eukaryota, Metazoa, Chordata, Aves, Galliformes, Phasianidae.
AUGAAUCAGCUCUGCUGGGGCGCCGUCAUCGCACGGCUGGCGUGCGGCACGAAGCGCGGCGGUGCCGCGGGGCGGCUCGCCGUUCGGAAGGAUGAAGGAACUUUCAGGAAGGAAGUUGACUGCAGCUUCAUACUGAAGUGUUUUUCUGCUGUUGCAGUGCUGCCCACUUGCUCCCCCUUGGACUUCCACUGUGACAAUGGGAAGUGCAUCCGCCGGUCGUGGGUCUGCGAUGGAGACAAUGACUGUGAGGAUGAUUCUGAUGAACAGGACUGCCCACCACGAGAAUGUGAGGAAGAUGAGUUCUCGUGUCAGAAUGGGUACUGCAUCCGCAGCCUGUGGCACUGUGAUGGUGACAACGAUUGUGGAGACAACAGUGAUGAGCAGUGUGACAUGAGGAAAUGCUCAGAGAAGGAAUUUCGUUGCAGCGAUGGCAGCUGCAUAGCUGAGCACUGGUUCUGUGAUGGUGACACAGACUGCAAAGAUGGUUCGGAUGAAGAGAAUUGCCCAUCAGAUGUUCCAGCUGCCACCUGCAGCUUGGAGGAAUUCCAGUGUGCAUAUGGGCGCUGCAUCUUGGACAUCUACCACUGUGAUGGCGACGAUGACUGUGGGGACUGGUCUGAUGAAUCUGACUGCUCAUCUCACCAGCCAUGUCGCUCUGGGGAGUUCAUGUGCAACAGUGGCUUGUGCAUUAAUGCCGGCUGGCGGUGCGAUGGAGACUCUGACUGCGACGACCAGUCUGAUGAGAGGAACUGCACUACAUCUAUGUGUACAGCUGACCAGUUCCGCUGUAAAUCAGGCCGCUGUGUCCGUUUGUCCUGGCGCUGUGAUGGGGAAGAUGACUGCUCCGACAACAGUGAUGAGGAGAACUGUGAAAACACAGGGACCCCUCAGUGUGCUCCAGACCAGUUCCUGUGUGGGAAUGGGCGUUGCAUUGGCCAACGGAAGCUCUGCAAUGGAGCAAAUGAUUGUGGAGAUGGCAGUGAUGAGAGCCCGCAUCAAAAUUGCCGUCCACGAACAGGGGAGGAGAAUUGCAAUAUCAACAAUGGUGGCUGUGCUCAGAAGUGCCAGAUGGUACGAGGGAUGGUGCAGUGCACCUGCCAUACAGGUUACAGGCUUCUGGAAGAUGGCCGGUCAUGCCAAGAUGUGAAUGAAUGUGCUGAGGAAGGUUACUGCAGUCAAGGCUGUACCAACAGUGAAGGUGGCUUCCAGUGCUGGUGUGAGCAAGGCUAUGAGCUGCGCCCUGACAAGCGUAGCUGCAAAGCUCUAGGGCCAGAGCCAGUGCUGCUCUUUGCCAAUCGAAUUGAUAUCCGGCAAGUCUUGCCUCAUCGCUCAGAGUAUACACUGCUCCUGAACAACUUGGAAAAUGCCAUUGCCCUUGACUUCCACCACAGCAAGGAGCUGGUAUUUUGGUCUGAUGUCACUCUGGAUCGCAUAAUGAGGGCCAAUCUGAAUGGUAGCAAUGUGGAAGAAGUGGUUUCUACAGGUCUGGAGAGCCCAGGUGGACUUGCUAUUGACUGGAUACAUGACAAAUUAUACUGGACAGACUCUGGAACAUCUCGAAUUGAAGUAGCAAACUUGGAUGGUACUCACAGGAAGGUGCUUUUGUGGCAGAACCUGGAGAAACCCCGGGCGAUUGCCCUCCAUCCUAUGGAGGGCACAAUCUAUUGGACUGACUGGGGCAACACUCCCCGCAUUGAGUAUUCCAACAUGGAUGGCUCUAAUCGGCGCAUCAUUGCGGAUACACACCUCUUCUGGCCCAACGGACUGACCAUUGACUAUGCAGGGCAUCGGAUGUACUGGGUGGAUGCCAAACACCACGUCAUCGAGAGGGCCGACCUCGAUGGACGGAAUAGGAAAGCUGUUAUUAGCCAAGGCCUUCCACACCCAUUUGCUAUCACCGUGUUUGAGGACAGUUUGUAUUGGACGGACUGGCACACCAAGAGCAUUAACAGUGCCAACAAAUUCACAGGCAAGAACCAGGAGAUCAUCCGAAACAAACUCCACUUCCCCAUGGACAUUCACACACUGCAUCCUCAGCGUCAGCCAGCAGGGAGAAACCGCUGUGGGGCCAACAAUGGGGGCUGUACACACCUGUGCCUGCCGAGCAGCAAGGAUUACACCUGUGCCUGUCCCACUGGCUUCCGCAAGACCAGCAGCCAUGCCUGCGCUCAGAGUCUUGACAAGUUCCUGCUUUUUGCCCGAAGGAUGGACAUCCGUCGGAUCAGCUUUGACACAGAUGACCUGUCAGAUGAUGUCAUCCCCCUUGCUGAUGUGCGCAGCGCAGUGGCUCUGGACUGGGACUCAAAGGAUGACUAUGUCUACUGGACAGAUGUUAGCACCGACUCAAUCAGCCGAGCAAAAUGGGAUGGAUCAGGCCAGGAGGUUGUGGUGGAUACCAGCCUGGAAAGUCCAGCUGGACUGGCAAUUGACUGGGUCACCAACAAACUGUACUGGACUGAUGCAGGAACAGAUCGAAUAGAGGUCUCCAACACAGAUGGGACCAUGAGGACUGUUCUGAUCUGGGAGAACCUAGACAGACCUAGAGAUAUCGUAGUGGACCCUGUUGGAGGAUUCAUGUACUGGACUGACUGGGGAGCCAACCCAAAAAUUGAGCGCGCUGGUAUGGAUGCUUCAAAUCGCUUGGUGAUCAUUUCCUCCAACUUGACGUGGCCUAAUGGCUUGGCCAUUGACUAUGAGUCACAGCGCUUGUACUGGGCAGAUGCGGGCAUGAAGACCAUUGAAUAUGCCAGUCUGGAUGGCAGCAACAGGAAGGUGCUGAUUGGGAGCAAUCUGCCUCACCCGUUUGGACUUACUCUUUAUGGCGAGAGAAUCUACUGGACAGACUGGCAGGCCAAAAGCAUCCAGAGCGCAGAUAGAAGGACUGGGCAGGCACGGGAAACGCUGCAGGACAAUCUGGAGAAUCUUAUGGAUAUUCAUGUUUUCCACCGGCAUAGGCCACCAGUACAUACACCGUGUGAAGUUAAUAAUGGAGGCUGCAGUCACCUGUGCCUUCUGGCACCUCUUCCAAAAGGUUAUAGCUGUACCUGUCCUACUGGGAUCAACCUACAGUCUGAUGGCAAGACGUGUUCCACUGGAAUGACCAGCUUUCUGAUCUUUGCCAGAAGGACUGACAUACGGAUGGUCUCUCUGGAUAUUCCCUACUUUGCGGAUGUCGUUGUUUCAGUCAAUGUCACCAUGAAAAACACCAUUGCAAUUGGAGUGGAUCCUCAUGAAGGAAAGGUUUACUGGUCAGACAGCACACUGCGAAAAAUAAGCCGGGCUGCCCUUGAUGGCUCCAAAUUUGAGGACAUCAUCACCACAGGUCUCUUGACUACAGAUGGGCUGGCUGUGGAUGCUAUUGGCAGGAAGAUAUAUUGGACAGAUACAGGAACAAACCGUAUUGAAGUGGGCAAUCUUGAUGGCUCUAUGAGGAAAGUCUUGGUCUGGCAGAAUCUGGACAGCCCACGGGCAAUAGCCUUAUACCAUGAGAUGGGCUAUAUGUACUGGACAGACUGGGGUGAGAAUGCCAAGCUGGAACGCUCUGGGAUGGAUGGCUCAGGACGUGUGGUUUUGAUCAGCAACAACCUGGGCUGGCCCAACGGACUGGCAGUGGAUAAGGCUGGAUCCCAGCUGCUCUGGGCUGACGCACACACUGAGCGUAUUGAGGCUGCAGAUCUCAAUGGUGCUAACCGCCGCACCCUGCUGUCCCCAGUGCAACACCCCUAUGGCCUCACUUUGCUGGACUCUUACAUCUAUUGGACCGACUGGCAAACUCGCAGCAUUCACAGAGCUGACAAGGACAGUGGUGCCAAUGUCAUCCUGGUGAGGGCAAACCUGCCUGGCCUCAUGGACAUUCAAGCUGUUGAUAGGGCACGGCCCCUCGGCUUUAAUAAAUGUGGAGUUCGUAACGGUGGCUGCUCCCACCUUUGCUUGCCUCACCCCACUGGAUUCUCCUGUGCCUGCCCCACUGGCAUCCAGCUGAAACGAGAUGAGCAGACAUGUGACUCUUCUCCAGAGACCUACCUGCUUUUCUCUAGCCGUGCUUCCAUUCGUCGUAUCUCACUGGAUACCAGUGACCACACAGAUGUGCACAUCCCUGUCCCUGAGCUGAACAAUGUCAUUUCUCUGGACUAUGACAGUGUGGAUGGCAAGAUUUACUACACAGAUGUUUUUCUUGAUGUCAUCAGGCGGUCUGAUCUGAAUGGCAGCAACAUGGAAACUGUUAUUGGUCAGGGCCUGAAGACUACAGAUGGUCUGGCAGUGGACUGGGUUGCUAGGAACCUCUACUGGACAGACACAGGACGCAAUACUGUUGAAGUAGCUAGACUGGAUGGGAGCUCCAGGAAAGUGCUGAUCAACAACAGUCUGGAUGAGCCCCGAGCCAUUGCUGUCUUUCCCAAGAAGGGGUACCUCUUCUGGACAGAUUGGGGUCAUGUUGCUAAAAUUGAACGGGCAAACUUGGAUGGCUCUGAACGUAAAAUCCUGAUCAACACUGACCUAGGAUGGCCAAAUGGCUUGACCUUGGAUUACGACACCAGGAGGAUAUACUGGGUGGAUGCGCAUCUUGAUCGCAUAGAGAGUUGUGAUCUCAAUGGGAAGCUACGGCAAGUGCUGGUCAGCCAGGUGUCACAUCCCUUUGCUCUGACUCAGCAGGAUAGAUGGAUAUAUUGGACCGACUGGCAAACCAAGUCUAUACAGAGAGUGGACAAAUACUCUGGGCGGAACAAAGAGACAGUCCUGGCCAAUGUUGAGGGAUUGAUGGAUAUCAUUGUGGUUUCCCCUCAAAGACAGACAGGUACUAAUGCUUGUGGAGUGAACAAUGGAGGCUGCACUCACCUCUGCUUUGCCAGAGCUUCUGACUUUGUCUGUGCAUGCCCAGAUGAACCAGAUGGGCGACCCUGUUCUACUGUUCCUGGUGUGGUGCCCUUUGGUCCUGAAAUCACCAGCGAGAGAAGUCAGACACCACCUGGCAGAAUAGGUACCUCAACAACCAAGCCUCUUACAUCUCUGGAAGAAGAGGAAGGGAACUGCUCUGACAAAGAUGCUAGGCGAGGCUUGUGUACUCAUGCCAAUGAGGCAGUGUUGGCAACAAUGGGUGAGGGACUGCAUGUUAGCUACAUCAUUGGAGGCCUUCUCAGUAUCUUGUUCAUUUUGCUGCUUAUUGCUUCUUUAAUCAUAUAUAGGCAUAAUAAAUCCAAGUUCACGGACCCUGGCCUAGGGAACCUAACCUACAGUAAUCCCUCGUAUCGGACAUCUACCCAGGAGGUGAAGAUUGAAACAAUUCCCAAGCCAACAAUGUACAACCAGUUGUGCUAUAAAAAGGAGACUGGGCCUGAUCACAGCUACACCAAGGAGAAGAUAAAGAUUGUGGAGGGAAUAUGCCUUUUAUCCAGUGAUGAUUCAGAGUGGGAUGACCUUAAGCAAAUUCGGAGCUCUCGAGGAGGGAUCCUCCGGGACCAUGUUUGCAUGAAGACAGACACAGUCUCUAUCCAGGCUAGUUCUGGUUCACUGGAUGACACUGAAACUGAGCAGCUGCUACAGGAAGAACAGUCUGAGUGCAGCAGUGUUAACACAGCAGCGGCCACUCCUGAACGGCGUGGCUCACUCCCAGACACAGGCUGGAAACACCAACGCAAACCCUCCACGGAGAGCGAGGUCUAAAGUACAUGUUGCUUUAGAAAUGCUUGAACCCUCCCUAGCCUCUGUUCUGCACAAAAGAAGACAGGACUCUGCCUGGCAAGCAAGGAAGGGCCCAGAGACUAGCCCCUCUUGUGAGGGGCCCAGAGACUGUGACUGCCUUUUAGCAAGGAGCUUGGCCAAGUGUGCUGUUGUGGUUGAAGAGGGAGCAUGGGUGGGUUGGAUGGAACCCCGAGACCCUGUCGGCUCAUUUUCACUGUGUCUGUGGUUUAUUUAUAUGUUCUCUUUUCUUGGAAGCUGCUGUUUUAACUUUUGCAGUGACUCCUCUGGCCUGAAUCUGGUCCAGAUGCUGAGUUCUCUGGCAACCUGCAAGUCCUAUGCUGUCCAGCUCACAGUCAAUGCCCAUGAAGAGAGCACAGCUGCCAUGAUGCUAGCUCCUGGUCGCAGAAGUUCCCCUAGUCAUUCCAUCAGCAGCAGCUUUCCUCAAGGCUUUGUGCUGUGGGGGCUGUGCUUGGAGAGAUGUCUUGGAAUAUGUGGGAUGCACUCUGGGGCUCAAGGGGACAGUGGCACAGCAUCAGGGCAUAAAGACAGUAACCACAGUUGUUGCAACGACCCACUUCAUGGAAGCAUCACUGCUUACGUUCCCAUCUGCUAGUAAAACUUUAAGGAAUUCUCAGAUUGGAGCACAGUGUCUGUUGCUGGCAGUGGGCACUGCUCCUAUUCUCCCCUUUCUCACUGAAAAAUGUUUCUACUCCAGAAAAUAAGUCAGCAAGUGGCCCUUUCAGGACUGCUUCCAGUGGGUGCAGGAGUCAAGAGUGCUGUACUUGAGGAAAGAACAUUCUUAAAUUCUAGAGAGUUAAUGGGAGGAAAUGAAUCUCAGCCAGAUCUAAAUUUUACUCUUACCUUUUUUUUUUUUUUUUAAUUUUGCUAAAUCUCCAUUGGUCCCAGUUCUGCAAGAUCCCAGUUCUCUUGGCCUUUAUGACUUUUUUUUUUUCCCCAUAAUGAGAAGAAAAAAGAUGAUUCCUAGGAUGAGUUUCCCUCAGGGGAAUCCUCAGUGCUGACAGUCAGGAGCUGCUUUAUUACAAGGCUGAGCCCAUUUGACCUAGAAUAGGAGACAAUAGUCACAGAGCUGCAAGGGCUAUUUUAAAAUAGUUGUUUAUCAGAGAGAAUGACACUUUCAGUAAGCUCUAGUGUUAGUACUAAAUAGCUCUCCUUGCAAAGACAUUUUUUCCCAUCAGCUGUGCAAGCCUCAGUUAUUCUCUGGCCUCCAAAGCCUUUAUCCUCUAGAGGGCAAAGGUAAUGCUAUGUUUGCAGUUGUACCCCAGCAGCAGCUGGAGCUUGCUCAAGGCCUAGUGCCACUUUUUCAUACUCCCGUGGCUUCCUAUUAUCUAUUUCUUCAGGUGGGAAAAAAGAGAAAAUCUCUGGACACUCCUUCAAAACUGAGAUUUCUAUCAACCCCUCAAGUCACGUGGAUGCUAUCAUGGUAAAAUACUAAGUGUUAAGGCAGAUAUUUGGAAGCAGAACUUUCCAGUGAGGAAUCUCCCACAGCAGACUGUGACUUCUUUGUCUCCUAGGAAGAAGCCAAGUACAUUCCCACCCAUGAUGGAAGGAGAGCAAAGCACGCAGUAGGAGUACAGGAGAGGAUGCAUCUCCUGUGCAGUAUUUUUCCAGCUAUUAAAAAAAGGAAAAUCAAUCCUAUUCAACUUCAAUCUUGUUCAUAUACUAACAGUCCUGCGGCUCCUGAAAACAUGAUGGUUGUCAGCAGGUUGGCUGUACUUUUUACACCAGAGGUAGCUUUGCAGCAGGUAAAGGUUGCAAUUUUAACCUGGCUGGGUGGCAUAAACUCUGUUCAUAACUGCACCAUUGGGCUGACUGGUGUAUAUUCCUGUGGAAACUGAACUGGAGCUAAGGCUUGGAAAAUUCUGUGUUAACGUGGAACUCUUCCCUACUCCCAGAGGGGUUUUGUUUUUUAAAUUAGAUUUUUUAUUUAAUUAUUUAUUUGAUUGACUCCAGCCUGGGAAACAUUGUUUUUGUUGGGCAGGGGCACUUCUGGAUUGAGAUGUGGACUCGACUGGGAGCUGAGAAAGGAUUACAUAUCACUGACACACACCUGGCCUGUCUGGGCUGCCGCACACAGGGGCAUCAAAGGCUCAAGCGUAGGCAAGCAAAUUGGUUUGAAGAAAAGCCAUGUACAGGGGAGAGGCAUUAGAAGUGAGAUGUGUGGGUGGAUGGAGGAACAGUUAUUUUUUGUUUGUUUCUUCCUCCUCCCCUCCAAAUACCUUUUGUGCACCAAACUCUUGAGGUGGGAGGGGGGUGGAGGAAAACAUCUGCCUGUUCCUGUCUCUCGAGGUUCAGACAGCUGAAAUAGUUGCUAUCUGAGUUACAAGAGCAGAAUGGAAAGGAAAACCCAGUCAGUCCUUUCAACAGCUAAUGGUGCUUGUGAUCUCCACUGUCGUAUAUUCUCUGCUGCUGCUUAGGAGGGACGCUGCACACUCCAGUCCACCAACCAUUCAUAACUGCUCUCUGCUCUCUUCUGGAAUCAAAUAUGGCAAAAAAAAUGUCCCCCAGCCUCUCCUCUCCAAGCGAGGUGGGCAGAAAUUAAGUUUCUUUAUCCUAAAGUAUGGAGAAAGUGCCAGUAAGAUGCUGCCUGCUGGGGGAUAUACCACGUCUCCCCAUUCUGCGGAGGAAAAGAUCUUCAUUGCACUUAGGCUGUUACGAAUGUAAAAAGGCCGCUGGAGGACGAUCUCUUGAGCACUGAUUUACUAUGUACAAAGCAAACCUCUCUCCUGUCUCUCCCAAGAUAACGUCCGUGAUUUCCCUGUGUUCCUGUGUAAUGGUUUUAAUUGUUACUCACUGGAGACAUCAGAAUUUCUGGAGUUAUUUAACCACUGAGUUCAGUAUUUUAGGGGUUGAUGAUAAUUUAAUAUAAAUUUAGCUUUUCUUAACCAC